GCGUCGAAAUCAGAGGAGGGCAGUGAAAGGUCGCAGACGGCGCGCAGAUGGGCAGAGACGGCGGGAAUCCGCUGACGUGUCAAGAGGGGAGGGAGCGGCGACAAAUCGCAGACAGCGCACAAACGGGCAGAGACGGCGGGAAUCCGUUGACGUGUCAAAAGGGGAGGGAGGGGGCGGCGACAAAUCGCAGACAGCGCGCAGAUGGGCAGAGACGGCGGGAGUCCGCCGAGCAGGGUGAAACGGGAGGAGGGCAGCGAGAAGUCAUGGACGGUGUAUCGAGGUGACGGGGCAGCGGGAGUCCGCCGAACAG
Messenger RNA from Mycena citricolor, 310 nucleotides. NCBI's taxonomy places the organism in Eukaryota, Fungi, Basidiomycota, Agaricomycetes, Agaricales, Mycenaceae. The record is from the annotation of a GenBank genome assembly.